Messenger RNA from Pocillopora meandrina, 5362 nucleotides. NCBI's taxonomy places the organism in Eukaryota, Metazoa, Cnidaria, Anthozoa, Scleractinia, Pocilloporidae. The record is from the annotation of a GenBank genome assembly.
CGCUCUGACGAAUGGCUAACGCUCGAAACGUCGGCUUUGAAACUCUUUACGGUAGCCAAUUUACAUUAUCAACUCAGUCGAUAAAACCAAAAUUACCUAGUUACUCUCACCGACGCAGCACCACAGUUUCUCUAGAAACUUACUCCCGCCCGCCUUAAAUUCUAAUACUCGAGGUAAACGUGACUCGAACGGUGGUGCGACGUGACGUUCUUCCCUUCAGGUGUCAGUGAUAAUAAAUUCAGGAUGGAAUGAAAGUUUCGAGAAGGAAUAGUUCUGCUAUUAUUUAAUGCAAAAAAAAAAACUACUCAGCGACGAGUUUCUUUACGUUGCGAUUCAAAAACGUGUUGGCUUCACUCGUGAAUAUAAGGAAGUUGACAUCUUCGAUGUUAAAUCCUGGUUCAUUUGUCACUUUCAUCUGCUUGUUUACUUUGACGAAGUAAAUAGUACGUGUGCGUACGUGAUGUUUCAAACUACACAACUUCCUGUUUUGCUGUUACUAAUAAAAAAUGUUCCAGAGGAAGCUUUUAUUUGAGAAGGAAAUAGGAAUAUAUCGAUGAACGCGAUGUGCAGCAACAAAAUAUUUGGAUGUAUAGAAGAACCGAAAAAAAGAUGACACAAAGCGAAUAAAAUAAUUUAAGCAAAGGAUUCGAUGAGAGGGCCAACGUUGAAGAAGAGUUCGAUGAUUUUAGGUAUUUGUUCGUUUGUUCUAAGUCAGACCUGCUGAAAAUCUUCAGGUCGAGGGGAAGAGCGUUUGAGGAAAUGUUUCAAAUAUUUUGGCACUAGUAGACAACUCUCCUCCACUAAGUGCUUCAAAAACCCAUAUCAAAAUUCACUUUUCGAUGUGUGUUUUUUUGUAGACACUGCCAUCCACGCCGGUUUCUUCCAUGUCAUCUAUGGUCCUCGCUCUGCAAAUGGUACUUGCGUUUUUUGGAACGCUUUUUUGGCUGGUAUGGUACAGGGAUCGCCAAACAUCCGCUGAUAACAAUCCAGUUGUGUCUCAUACUUGUCAGUGUCUGUUCUGUGGGCUUUGUUUGGUUCAAUUCAGAAAACAGAACCGUAAAAUUGUUCAUCCCUCAAAACAGCAAGGCAAUAGAUGACUUGGAGACUGCCGAGAAAUACUUCCGAGUCGACUUUCGAGAGGAAAUCAUCCUACUGGUGGCCUCUCCCAGUAAUCCUAACCCUCUUUCCCCGAUGUGUUUGAAACAGGCCUUCAGAGCUCACGAUGCAGUCAUGGAGCUGAAAUCGUUUUCAGACCUCUGUGUCACGCUGUCGGGAAACAAAUCCAGGUCAACAAACGGAUGUGCGAUGAUUAAUCCACUAGAAUUUUUGCAGUUCAAUGAAAGCAAUUUGAACGGAAAGGACUUACAUGAUGUCCAACGGGAAUUAAGCAAAUCCUACAACGACACAAGGUUACUCAUGCGUAAUGGACGCCCACUCUGGUUGAAUUUCAACCGAAUGUUUGGCAAGGCCACUCGAAAACGUGGAAGCAUAACCGACGCCAAAGCUUUGCAAAUGAUUUAUCUCCUUCGUGAUCCAAGGGACGAUGAUGAGAGUGACAAGAUUCUCAAAUGGGAGAAGGCCUUCAUUGACAAACUAGGCUCGUUAGUGGACAAACUUUCGUGCUUCGAUGUCCAUUAUUCAAGUGAAAGGAGCCUGGAUGAUGCUAUAAGUGCAAGUACCGGAUCUGAUGUUAAACUGGUGUCAAUCACAUUCACCUGCAUGAUCUCUUUUGCUUGCUUCAUGCUGGGCAAGUACCUUAAUCCGUUGACUGGUCACGCUUUACUUGCUAAUGGAGGGGUCUUCGCAGUUGCACUCGGGAUUUUGUCUGGGCUCGGCCUUGGUAUGUGGCUCCGUGUACCUUUUGUUAGUUUGGUGGGGGUGCUACCUUUCUUGGUUCUUGGAAUCGGCAUCGAUGACAUGUUCAUCAUGGUCGACGAACUUGAUCGGCAGCCACGUGACCUGUCGACGACCGGAAAGAUCAAAGCGGUUAUGAAGCAUUCUGGUGCAACAGUUACUAUGACAACUAUGACUGAUUUGGUUGCGUUUGCGGUCAGCACGUCCACCUCAUUUCCCGCCAUCAGGUAAGAUACUUCAAUUGAUAGCCAGUGCUUCUCCAUCUUUGGAAGAUGAAGACAAUAAUCACGGUUUUAAGCAAUGGUGUAAUUGUUUAAAGGAUCCGGAUUUAUCAAGUGACCUCUAUUAAUUUCUUUUAAAACCUCAACUGCAAACCAUUGAAGUGAGAUGUCGAGCUGUGACAGGAGCCAUUGAAUUGAUUUUCUGAUAAAAAUGGUUACAGUUUCGUGGGAUAUCUUUUUUUCCCUUGUAAUUGGCUUCCAAGUUCUAAAAUUUCGUCAAAUGUUGUAGAGUAUUUCAGUGAGAUCGUCUAUAUUAAAACUUAGUUACUUUCUUUUCUCAGGUAUUUCUGUGUUUAUGCUGCCUUGACAGUGACGUUCUCCUUCCUGAUGGUUGUCACAUUCUUUGUGGCCCUUAUGACAUACGACGUUAGACGAAUUAAAUCUGGCCGCCGAGAUUUCCUCCCAUUCUGCCUGGCACCACGGCCAAAAGAGGGUAAACCAGCAUGGGAUGAGCCUCUCCCCCAAACUUCAAAUAAAGUUAUGAAAUACUGGGGCACAUUAUUGACCCUUCCAGUUACAAAAGUUCUGGUUAUACUCUUCUCUCUUUCACUGCUUGGUGCCGGGAUAUACGGAGUCACUCAGGUGGAUGAGUCAUUUGAUAGACGUGUAUUGGCCAGAGAUGAUUCCUACUUGAGGCAGUUUUUGACAGCUCAAGGAAAGUACUUUGAGCUGUCCAUUGGAGUGAGUAUCGUGCAGACUGGUGAGGUUGAUUACCAAUUGAGGUCCACGCAGAGCGACAUUAAAGAAUUAACGAACAUAUUCAAGGAAAAUGAAUAUUACAAGAACCAAUCACUAUCCUGGAUGGAUGCAUUUGCCCAGUAUGCUAAGAAGUCGAAGAGAAACAUUACUGGCCCAGGUUUUCUACGAGAAUUGAAAACAUUCCUUCGUAUUCCUGAGUUCUCGUAUUUCACACAGGACGUGAAGUUAUCCGAGGAUGAGACCAAAAUAGAAGCUUCUCGCGUAGUAGGCUAUAUGAAGGAUUCGGGUAGCUCCACCUUCCAGAAAAACGCUAUGCUCACACUCCGUGAAGACAUAUCAAAGAAGUCCAAACUGAAUGCCUUUCCAAUCACUCGAUCCUUUAUAUUCUUUGAACAAUACUCAAUUACGUCACGCGAGACCCUGAGAAACCUGAUAAUCGCAGGCUUAACGGUGGUAAUUGUCACAAGCCCCUUUUUGAUGGAUUUUACUGUGACGUUCGUGGUGGUGCUUAACUUCGCAGCGCUGGUUUGCGAGUUAUUUGGUUUGAUGGUAAUCUGGGAUGUGUCUCUGAACUCUGUUUCCAUGAUUAACCUGGUAAUGGCCAUCGGAUUUGCAGUUGACUACAGUGCUCACAUUGCCCAUGCUUACAUUACGUCAAGCAAAGUCACAGCCGAUGAGCGAGUUGUGGAUGCUCUGAGCACGUUGGGCGCAAGUGUUUUCAUGGGAGGUACGUCAGAAGCUAAAUUAAUUGUUGUAAAACAUCGCCGAGAAAAGUAAGCACUUACAAACAUAUUGACAUUCUUGUGUUUCUGGAGUGUAUAACAGGUUUAAAAGACUGUGGCCCUGUUUCGGUAGGAGGUAUUGGAAGAAAAUUUGGAUCUAUUGAGUUGAUAAUGAAAAUUGGCCACCAUAAAUAAAUUAUGGAGCUGAUUUUUUGAGCCAAUCUUCUCCAACGAAGGGCUGACGCUCAAAACAUCAGCUCUAUAAUCUCUUUACAAUGUCUAAUGGUCUUUAUCAACUCAGUUGAUAAAAUCAAAAUUUCUCGGAUAUACCGCGGUUGAUUAAAAAAUCUAUCCUUAGUUUUAUUCAAGAAACCACUUAAAGUGAGAUUAAUUUCUGCUUCAAGUAACUUCCAUCACUUAACGUUUGUAGUGCUAUGCCCGUCGCAAAAUCUGCUGAUCUUUUCUUCUUGACAUGUUUUAGGAGUCAGUACGUUCCUUGGUAUGGUUGUACUUGCAUUUGCUGCAUCUGAGAUAUUCCGAAUUUUCUUCCGAAUGUUCUUUGGCAUCGUCAUGCUAGGACUACUUCAUGGCUUGUGCAUCAUGCCUGUUUAUCUGUCUUUGCUGUGCUGGAGACCCGCUCUUAUCAGACGUCCCUCAGUAACAGACACAAGUGAAAAACUUGGAAGCACAGACAUGACAGAUAAUAUUACCAACACCAAUGGUUUCUUGGAAGUGGUGAAAUCUUCCGGGGAUACAUCAUUUCAGCCGCCACAACACUCAAACUCAAAAGAGGAAGCCGACAUCUCACUCAAUGUAAAACCAGCCAACCAGCAGAUACAGACAAAUGAAGCUGAGAAAGGAAUUCAAAAUAUGGGGAUUGAUGAGGAUGACGACGACGCUGAGACGGUGGAGGUAGAAGGCGACGUUUAAAAAUGCAGCUAGACUGAAAUUUGAAGUGACUCUUUAACGAAAUACCCAGAUUGCAAGUUUAGUCAGCUCAGAAAGGAAAAUAAUAGCACCUUUUCUGAGAUUAAUAGUUUCAUUUUACAAGCGAAGCUUUCAGUGUCUUUUACUAGAAAGUCUUUAAAAUUGGAGAAACCAUUCUGGGUCAGCCUAACUGACAUGAAGAAAAUCAAACCUGGUAGGAGCUUACGACCGUCCAAAUAUUGUAAAGUCGAUGUUUAAUUUUGCUUCCAAACAAAAAAGAUAGGGAGUGUGAGGAGGCUACACACUCAAAACUUCUUCCAUCUGAAGAAUAGUGCACUUGUGGGUUUGGUCUCCAUAUUUCAUAUAUAUGUAUAUUUUGGUUAUGACUGUUGAUGUGUCUUGUAAACAGAAUAAAGAACCAAUUUAUCGCUUGAAAUAACCUAAUAAACUUUUAGAUGAAUGUCAUUAAUCAGUUUGGAGUUUAAGUUAAAGCAAAACAUUUCUUGUUAUUCAAAAACAAGUGAGCUUUUCACAGUAAUCCUUGGAUGCUUUCAUUAAGUUAGCAACAGCAGGCUCUUUCUAUUUAGGCCUAGUAAAUUCGUUUCCAGUUUAGAAGAAAUUACAAAAAAAACCUACAUAGGUUCACUCACAAAGGAAAGAAACUAUGUGCUAAAUAGACUUAAGUACACAGCUGUUUGUGUUAAGAGAUUGUUGCAGUGCAAAGUGAAAAGUGCCAGGCAUUAAUUAGCCAAUUGAAAGAACAAUAUUCUUUAUCAAAAAUGCCCCUUUCACCCCAAACAUAUAUUGCCUAUAAUCAACACUUUCCUUGAUAGAAAGUUAGGAUUAUUUUGUAUAAAAAAAUGUACAUAUUUAAAUGCA